Messenger RNA from Cajanus cajan (pigeon pea), 1452 nucleotides. The record is from RefSeq and is a predicted model, not a curated record. NCBI's taxonomy places the organism in Eukaryota, Viridiplantae, Streptophyta, Magnoliopsida, Fabales, Fabaceae.
AUGAAAUACGGAGACCUGAUUGCCGUCGGAGACCCAAUUGCCGGAAACGGUGACGACAAAGGUACCACCCCCACUUUGGAGCAGCAAGCAUACGCAGCGAAGGGGGCUCACCAAUCUUGCCCAGAAGAUCGUCCUACGAUCGAUCUCCGGAUGUCUAGACAGAUUAUUCAUGCAGGACCUAUGGAUGAUUCAUUAUUAAGGCUUCAGCCAUUUCAUAUAUCUGAGCAUAUAUGGAAUGGAGCUGAGGAUAGGGUUCUGAAGGUUAGGAGUGCAAAACAAUCAGAGUUGCGUGGUGGUGUCAUUCCAGCUGCUGUUCAGGAUCUUUUACAGAGGGCUGGAUUUCUGGGGAUGGCGCAGAUUAGUUACUUUCCUGUGGAUAAUCAUUUAAUAUCUGCGUUAGUUGAGCGAUGGAGACUAGAGACCCACACGUUUCACAUGUCCUUCGGCGAGUGUACUAUCACGUUGGAGGAUGUUGCAAUUUUACUUGGGUUGAAGAUCUCUGGGGCACCCAUUACUGGAUACGCAAGUAUGGAUUGGGGAGCUCUUGUGCAGCGCCUUCUUGGGAUGACACCACCUGAGGCAAUGCUUGUUGGGGGUAGAUUGAGGAUGAGGUGGAUUGACCAGCAGUUUUCGGAUGUUUCUGAGCAUAUACAUAGUCAGGAACAGUUGGAACGCUAUACUAGAGCGUUCAUUUUACGCAUGAUCGGGGGAUAUUUAUUAACUGAUCACUCUAGCGCGUUUGUAUCCCUCAGAUACUUGAGUUUCCUCGAAGACCUAGAUGUUUGUGGUCAAAUGAGUUGGGGGUCAUGCGUCCUGGCAAAUUUGUACAGGGAGUUGUGUGUGGCGACGAAUUAUGAUCACAAGGAAAUUGCUGGGUCAGGUAUUUUACUGCAAUUAUGGGCAUGGUAUCGGUUUCCAUUUAUUGCACCACCUCAUCCACCUUUAUCUACAUUUCAUGUUCCUCUAGGGGCAAGGUGGAAUAAUGCCUUGCAUAAACCUAGAGAGGAAACAAAAGAAAAAAUUGUGAAGUAUAGAGACUAUUUUGACCGUUUAAAAAGAGAGGAUUUUGUAUGGCAACCAUACUUGGAGUUACUACCUACAUUACCUCCUUACUGUUUGGAGGACUCACAUGUAUGGAGGUCAACAGUCCCGUUGAUUAAUUUCCACAUCGUCGAAUAUCAUUAUGCAGAUCGUGUAAUGCGACAAUUUGGGAUGGUCCAACACAUUCCUGCGCCUCCUAUUCAUCCGGAGAAAUUGCAUGAUCUUUCGUUGAGAGGCAAGGAUAACACGGACUGGUCACAACGCCCUAAGGCCCGGCGCGUUAAAAUCGAGCCCGGCGCAAUUCUCAACCAGAGACCUACAGACUCUACAGAGGUCUAUUGCGCCCAGCGUGGUUCUCCCCGAGCCCCGGCGCGAUUCACCUCGGGAUUCCCCAUUUCAACUCACGCCUAG